AGGAAAGGGAAAUAGGCUGCGACUGGGUCUUGCCUGCCUUAGGGUGCCUCGGACGGUGGAAGAAAUUGCUUCUCCUUGCCGAGUCGGCGUUCAGGGAGGCAUCUAUUGCCAGCAGGAAAGCUGCUCUUGGCACGCAUUGUGGCUCUACUAAGGGGCUCUGCCGACGUAGCUACAGCAGCACAAGGCUUCCAGUCUAGGAUGUCUUUUAGACCAUCUCCUAGAAGGAAACACUGGCAUUUUCGAUUUCUUCUGGGGGCCAGUUUCUUUCACACCAUGGAUUAAACCAGCUGCCUUUUGAUCCUGCCAAUAACAACGAACCUCUUCAGUUUACUAACACAACUGGCCCACUGCUUUCUGAAAGUGUGAUUGAGAAUGGAAGUGAGUCAAGCAAGAAGAGGAAGAGGACAGCCAUCCCACCAGCAGAUGGUGUUAGAAAUCUAAACUUGGACUCUACGCCAAUGGGCUUACCUAUGUCAGAUCCAGCUGCAUGGGCCACUGCAAUGAACAAUCUAGGGAUGGCACCAAUGGGAAUGACAGGACAGCCACUAUUGCCUGAUUUUGAUCCUGCUCUCGGAAUGAUGACGGGAAUCCCACCCAUUAACCCCAUGAUGCCAGGCUUGGGGAUUGUUCCACCUCCCAUUCCUCCAGACAUGCCAGCGGUGAAGGAGAUUAUUCAUUGCAAAACUUGUACCCUCUUCCCACCCAACCCAAAUCUUCCUCCUCCUGCAACAAGAGAAAGGCCCCCAGGGUGCAAGACAGUGUUUGUUGGAGGCCUGCCAGAAAAUGGAACUGAACAGAUCAUCACAGAGGUGUUUGAGCAGUGUGGAGAGAUCAUAGCAAUUCGAAAGAGUAAAAAGAAUUUCUGUCACAUCCGCUUUGCUGAAGAGUUCAUGGUGGACAAGGCACUUUAUCUCUCUGGUCAGUGCAUGAGACUGGGUUCACAUGGUUGUAGGGAAGGAUAUCGAAUCAGACUAGGCUCUAGCACUGACAAGAAAGACACUGGACGCCUCCAUGUUGAUUUUGCUCAAGCGCGAGAUGACCUGUAUGAAUGGGAAUGUAAACAGAGGAUGUUGGCAAGAGAGGAGCGCCAUCGCAGAAGAAUGGAGGAAGAAAGAUUUCACCCUCCCUCCCCACCUCCUGUUGUCCACUACUCGGACCAUGAGUGUAGUAUUGUUGCUGAGAAGCUGAAAGAUGAUUCCAAGUUCUCGGAAGCAGUGCAGACCUUGCUGACCUGGAUAGAGCGUGGAGAAGUGAACAGGCGGACUGCAAACAACUUCUACUCUAUGAUCCAGUCAGCCAAUAGCCACAUUCGCAGACUGAUGAAUGAGAAAGCAGUUCAUGAGAAAGAGAUGGAAGAAGCAAAGGAGAAGUUUAAGGUUGCAUUUUCUGGGAUUCUAGUUCAGUUCGAGCAGAUAGUGGCUGUGUACCAUUCCGCCUCCAAACAAAAGGCUUGGGACCAUUUCACGAAAGCUCAGCGUAAGAACAUCAACGUGUGGUGCAAACAAGCAGAGGAAAUCCGUAACAUUCAUAAUGAUGAACUCAUGGGUAUUCGAAGAGAGGAGGAAAUGGAAAUGUCUGAUGAUGAGAUAGAAGAUCCAGCAGAGACAAAAGAAACAGAAGAGUCAGCACUGAUCUCACAGGUAGAAGCUCUGAAGGAAGAAAAUGACAGUCUGCGCUGGCAACUGGAUGCCUAUAGAAAUGAGGUGGAGCUGCUGAAGCAAGAGCAAGGGAAAGUGAGCAGAGAAGAAGAUACAACCAAAGAGCAGCAAUUAAAACUCCUUCAGCAAGCUUUGCAGGGUGUGCAGCAGCAUCUUCUAAAAGUGCAAGAUGAAUAUAAAAAGAAAGAAACUGAGCUAGAAAAAGUGAAAGAAGACAAACUACAAAUGGAAAAAUUAUUAGAAACCCUCAGGGAACAGCAAGAGAUGGCAAAUGAAGAAGACAAGGAGAGAAACACGGCUGAUAAUCAAGGAACUGAAAGCAGUACUUCUAGGAUCUGUGCUUCUAGUCAGGAGAAGGAGUGCCCACUCGAGAGUACCCUGAGCAGUAGCCCUGUCAAAUCUGAACGAGAAGCUUUAUUAGUUGGUAUAAUUUCAACAUUUCUUCAUGUUCACCCAUUUGGAGCGAGCAUAGAAUACAUCUGUUCCUACUUACAGCGGUUGGACACUAAGAUUUCUACUACUGAAGUGGAAGUUCUUAUGACUCGACUCCAGCAUACUUUCAAGCAAGAGCUGAGUGGUGUUGGGGCUAGCCUGGAAAAAAGAUGGAAAUUUUGUGGCUUUGAUGGACUGAAAAUGACUUGAACUUUCAGCUUGGCUGUAAUUCAGCAUUGAAAAUAAUCUUAAAAUUUGUGCAUCAGGCGAACUAGGAUGUUACUGUAAUUCCAGUUGCAAUGGUUAUCAUGCAUAACUGAGAUACUUUUUCCGGAAUAUCAUAUGACCAAUUUAGGACAAACCUAGAAGAAAGUACGUGGAAGAAAUGUGAAUUAAACCUCAAGUGCUGUACCUUUUUGUUCAGUUGUCUAUUGUUAAUGAGCAAGUUCUGAUACUUAAGGACAGUCUAAUAUGUUCUACAGACAAAGUCUAUGCCACUGGUUGAGUCUUUGAUAUUUUUAAGCACAGAUACCAACUAAACAAAGUUUUGAUAAUUUAUGUGUGUUUUGUUUCUCUAAAAAUCUUUCAUUCUGUACGUGUUCCUACUACUGAGAACAGCCAUAGAAUUUGAUAUGCAUAUUAAAUAAGCUUCUAACAUUAUUGAAAGAAAAAAAAUCAGUAUUUUAUAUAUUUAUAUGUUAGAAAUGUUAUGUGUUUUAAAACAGAAAAAGAGUUUUAUGGGAUUUUGCUGAAUAACUAGAAGCCUAAAUGUUACUUACUUUUCAAAGUUAUUUUCUCUACUACACUAGGUAGCUGACUUUUUCAAAGUUAAAGUUAAACUAGAUUAAAGGUAAAAUGGCAGCCAUGCAGUGACUGCCAUGUGCCCACCUUGUGCAGAAUCAUUUUGUAAUUAACAUGCUUUUAAAGGGAAAGGGCAUUUAAUUUUCUAUAAAUCUGGGCAGGGGGAGGGGGCCAAGUUAAUCCCUGUAUUUUAGUAACCCUCUCCUUUGGGUUUACUAUCAAAUUUGUGUACUGCUACCUCUUGCUACCCUUGGGCUGAGUUGCUGUAAGUGUCAUAAAUAGCAUGUUUCUCUCCUGAAUGUUUCCAAAAAGUUGAUCUGUGCAUUAAUGGCAGCAUCCAGGCUCCUCAAACCAAGAACCAGCAUGAGUUAUGCCAACACCGCCUGCCAUAGGGAACUUGUGCCUCUAGGAGGGCACACCCUGGAAUGGCGGCAUACACAGUAUCCUCCCCAAUGCCGGCUGAGACAGCCAGUGGAACUGUUACCAUUGUCUCUGCAAUUUAGGCUGUCCUGGCCUGUAGUGCUUUGGCAAAUAUGUCACUCACUGUCACAAAUCUUGGUACUUCUGGAGAUUAAACUGGAAGUGAGUGGAACCUCUUCCAGGUAAGCAUUUGUAAAUGCUUGUGCUGCUGUCAUCAAAAGCUGUAUUUUUAAAAAUAAACCUUUUUAU
Alligator sinensis (Chinese alligator) is the source of this 3560-nucleotide messenger RNA. It is a transcript of the gene ENOX2, whose product is annotated as ecto-NOX disulfide-thiol exchanger 2. Gene Ontology annotation, biological process: ultradian rhythm. NCBI's taxonomy places the organism in Eukaryota, Metazoa, Chordata, Crocodylia, Alligatoridae. The coding region runs from base 459 to 2300 and encodes 613 amino acids. Gene Ontology annotation, cellular component: plasma membrane; external side of plasma membrane. The record is from RefSeq and is a predicted model, not a curated record. The transcript has 17 exons. Gene Ontology annotation, molecular function: protein-disulfide reductase activity; RNA binding.